CGCCCCCUCGCGCUGGGGUCCCAGCUGGCUGCGGACGGGACCAUGCGGGCGCUGGGAGCCUGGGUGCUCCUGGGCGCCGUGUGCGCGGGUUCUGCCCAGUUGCAGUUCCAUGUAAUCAAGUCUGUUGAAAAAACCAUUUGGAAUAAAACAGUCAUCCUACCUUGCAUAGUGACUAAUUUAGCACUGAACAAUAUUAGAGUCAUGUUUGUUAAAUGGAAACUAGAAAAAAAAGAAUUUUUCAGUUUUGAUGGAAGCACAGAAAAGAACCACAUAAAUAAGAAUUUUUCAUCUGCUAGGUUAGCAUCUCUACAAAAUUUAAAGUUUGGCGUUGCCUCAUUGUCAAUCUCAAAUACGCAAGCAGUUCCAGGAAACUACAGUUGUGAAGUGACAGAAUCGAAUAGGGAAGGAGAAACUGUAAUUGAACUUGUAUCCCGUAGAGGUUCUGCCCAGUUGCAGUUCAGUGUAACCAAGUCUGUUGUAAAAACCAGUCAGAAUGAUAAAGUCAUCCUACCUUGCAUAGUGACUAAUUUAGCACUGAACAAUACUGGAGUCAUGUUUGUUAAAUGGAAACUAGAAAAAAAAGAAUUUUUCAGUUUUGAGGGACGCACAGGAAAGAGCACCACAAAUAAGAAUUUUUCAUCUGCUGAGUUAAAUUCUCCAGAAGAUUUAAAGUUUGGCAAUGCCUCAUUGAGACUCUCAAAUACGCAAGCAGUUCCAGGAAACUACAGUUGUGAAGUGACAGAAUCGAAUAGGGAAGGAGAAACUGUAAUUGAACUUCUAUACCGUAGAGUGUCAUGGUUUACACCAGUAGAAAAUGGUCUCAUCAUACUCUUCAUGGUCUUGGCUAUUUUGUUUUAUUGGAUUCAGUUUGCCGUUACUGUAUCAAAAUUUGAAACUACACUUCUGAAGAUCAGCUUAAUUAUUGCAGGAGUUGUCAUCACAGUUUUUGCUGUUGUUGGUUUUAGUCUUUUGAUUUCAGAUGAGUUUAAGCCACAGAAUCAAAUUGGACUUGGCUUAAUUGUACUUCCUGCUGUGAUAUUAGUGCCGUCUCAAUACUUUCUGCUUCAGACAGUUUGUGAGAAUCUGUCGUUUGCAAUUGGUGUGAUAGUUCUGGAAUCACUUGGUUAUUUGAUUGCUGUCAUCGGAUUUGGCCUGUGCGUUACAGCAGGCCAUCCAAAAACUAGUGCUGUCGUGAUUGCUGGCUUAGCCAUUAUGGCUCUUACAGCACUUGUUGGCCUAAUUCAUGCAAUUCUUACGGGUUCCAGCAAGAAAAAUCAAUCUUCAAGGAAACCUGUAGAAGAACCACUUAAUGAUGCAAAAGGAGUGAUGUUAGAAUGAUGCGUAACUAACUGGCGAGAGUGACAGAAUCUGCUACAGAGGUGGUGAUAUGUGAAAAGAAAUACAUUUGUUUAUACACCGUGGCCUUUGAUGAUGCACUAGUCAAAGAGAAGAAAAUCAGGAACUUGGCUGUUUUGCACGUUUGGGAAAAAAAAUGCUAAAAUGAUUUACAUGUAAUUUUAUAGUCACAGCAGCAGUAGUUCCAUUCGAGAGAGAGUUGUUUUUUUCCCCUGGAGUCUGUGUGUGUGGGGGAGGGGGAAGAGUGAGAGCAGAAAAUGCACUAUUUUUUGACCACGCAGUUUCUUUGUAAUGUCACUAUUAGUGGUACCCUUUUCAAAAAAACAUCAGUCAUCGCUUUAAAACUGGGCCAGGUUAGUGACCAAAUGAUACUAGCACUAUACUACUGGAACAGACCUUUGUGAUAAUUUAAACAAAUUGGUAUUGCAUGCCUCUCUCCCCUCAAAUAUUAAACAAAUCCACUGUCGCUACUAUGAAGUUAAAUAUGAUAAAGCUUGUAAUUACAUUUAGAUUAGUGGGGUUUUGUGUGUGCAUGGGCUAGAUAUGUUCAUGCCUAUAUGAAUAGAAAGUGGAUGUUGUACAAAUGUUACUCUUUCCACUUUCAAUGUAUGUAUUAUAGAAAACAAUGGCACUUACCACACUGACAAAAAAUGCAUAAACAUAACCUUGCCUUUUAAUGAUUACCCAAGUUCCCCCCACUCCCACAUAGUAUAAUAGUCUCCUUGUGUAUAUAUAGUAGUUGUGUGCUGUGCUUCGAUUACUGAUAUUUUAGUCUGUUUUUUGUGCCUCUUGUUGUAGUCUUGAUUAAAUAUUACUCACCCCGAGUCAAAUUCAGCACUGCGGUUGUUGGGCAUAAUAUCCAUUGAUUUCAUUGUUGAAGGUACCCUUAAUGUUCAUAUGGUAUAGUCUGUAGUACUGAAACCAGUCUCAGGCUUUCUCCUUUGCAGACUUACAUUUAAGAACCUCUUGAUGCUUUCAGAAAACGGAGAAUAAUCAAAGUUAGCAGCAAAUCUGCAUUUUAAAUCUGCCUCCUUAUUACCAAGAAUAUAUGCAUAAAAAAUGAGCUGUGUUAGUUCAUGGGAUCCUGUUACUUAUGCUUUAAUUGAAAUGGUCAUCUUGACUUUGUGAUGUUGUCAUUAUAUCAUAAACAGAAGACUCUUUCAAACAGGGAAUAAGUAAAUUCAGCUUCUGAACGUAUAAGUUUUACAUAUAAAAAUUUAUUAAAACCUAUUUAGAAUCAUUUCUUCAUGUCUUGUGUAGUCUGUGAGGCCUUGCUAACUUUGAGGGUUCACCCACUGUAACUAGUAAGAAAGCAGUGUUCUCCUUUAAGACAUUUUUGUGACUAUAGAGAGCCAGGGCCAUGCUGCAGUUUGAUAUAGAGACCAUGGAAUUAACUUGGGGGGGUAGGAGGGAAGGUGGACUGAUCCUACACUCUCAUGCAUAGGCCCCAUGUGAGGACUGUAGGCUUGAGCACCUCGGCUAACCCACAGCACCCUUACAGAAGUCAAUGGGAUAUUCACAUGUGUAAAUGUUAGGGAGUAUAAGUUUGUAUCUGCUUUGUAAGGAUCUAAUACAUAUUGCUUUAAUUUUUUAAAGGUGUAUGGUUUGGGAAUGUGGUAUAGCAUCAGGGUAUUCAUAGAGAGUUGAAAUUCAUAUACAUUAGUCCUUUGGUUAAGCCUCCCCCAUUAAUCAAAAUAGUCUAAGUAAGAUGUGGGAGAUAGUAUGGAUCAUUAAUAAGAGGCAAUCCAGGGACUUCCCUAACAUUUAUGCAGGGGCUCCUCAUCUACACCCCUUUAGUUAAUGAUAUCAUCUAGUAGUUUAUAGCAGCUCCACGAAGUAGCAGGCUUUGAAAUUCUGUUUUGCCUUACUCUUAAUAUAGCUUUAUAAUCCACUGUCAGCAAACAGGAAUUUAGCAGCCAUUGUUGUGGUGAAGUCAAAUUCCUUUAAUAAAAUAUUACCAAAAAAAUUCAGCACCCAGUACUUGUCUAUUAAUCAUACUGCUGUAUGCAAAGGCUCUGCUUUGGAUUACUCUUGGGCACCAGUUAAAAGUGAGUUAGUGUUAAGUGACUUUAAGAAAUUAACUACCUUCCCUCCAGUAAAAACCAAAGUUGUUUAAAUGACUGAUACCAAUGUGUGUGUGUAUAUAUAUAAACCAUAUUCUCAUGAUUUGGCAUUUUGGAUAUCUGCAAUCUUUACCCAAGUGUUAUUUAUGAACAUAACUUUGUAAAUAUUGCACUAUUAUACUUAAAAUAAAACCCUGUUAAACUGUU
Messenger RNA from Mauremys mutica (yellowpond turtle), 3626 nucleotides. RefSeq names its product CD47 molecule (gene CD47). The transcript has 12 exons. Gene Ontology annotation, biological process: positive regulation of cell-cell adhesion; positive regulation of inflammatory response; positive regulation of phagocytosis. Gene Ontology annotation, cellular component: plasma membrane; extracellular exosome. The coding region runs from base 43 to 1338 and encodes 431 amino acids. The record is from RefSeq and is a predicted model, not a curated record. Lineage: Eukaryota; Metazoa; Chordata; Testudines; Geoemydidae. Gene Ontology annotation, molecular function: thrombospondin receptor activity.